AAGUCAAACCUUCUGGGGUUACAGCUUCUCUUCAAUCGUCUUCUUUGUUGGAAACCAAAACUUAAAAUUUAGUUUAUUUAUUUUCUGACGUUACUCAAUGCGAAACAAAAAUCAGAGAACAUUUUCAGUCAGAGAUAUUUCUAUCGGAUCGGUGUAAAGGCAUUUUCAAAACAAGGGAAACACAUAUAUAUUUUAUCUAAAGCUCCUGGUGGAGGUCAAUCCAAAUCGAUUGCAAUGGGCACUUUGGGCAACCAAUUCAUCCUGUCGCGGGAGCGUCGUCGCUUUGGGCGGCAGUGCCUCUUCACGGACCGCAACGAAAUGCUGCUGAGUGUGAAUCCCAGUGGACGCCUGCGCCUCAAGUACAUCCUGCGCAAUCCUAUCCACGAGAAGACUCAGCUGAGCAAGCAGUACGCCGCGUCCUCGGUGCUGACCCACAAUGUGAGCCUGGACUCGCACGGGAUGAACCACUUCGAGGGCGGCUGGAACGUCAAGGAGGUGAACGUCAUGGACGAGGAGUCCACUCUGCGCUAUCGCAAGAAGGUGGAGCGUGACGACUCCUGGGGCAUUGAGGUUAGCAAGCUGAUGCACGACGUGAUGCAGAUCAGUUCGGCCAACAAUGCGGUCAACAUCUAUCAGGACUUCUUUGUGGACCUGCCCGAGGAUCUGGGCCGCGGGAUUAACAUGAAGAUUGCGGCCAGGUGUACCCACGUCUUCCACGACCUGUGGAUUCCAUCGCGCCAUCUGGUCCUGUGCGAAUGGCUGAACAAUGAUCCCAAUCAGUUUCUCCUGACCUUCUCCAACCGCAAGAGCCUGGAGCCGAAUUACACAAAACCACUGAACACAAUGCCGGACUUUGGCAACGAUAAUCCCCACGGAUUCUACGUUUGGGACCUGGACGACGCCACUCGCCCGGUGGCCCACUACGAUUGCCAGCGGGUCCUGCUGAUCGCCAAGGUGUGCGUCAAGGAUGAGGGCUACAUGGUGGGUGGCUUCCAGGAGGGUCAGGUGGGCUUCUGGCAAACGGACAGCAUGGGCGGCCCGAAGAGGAUGUGCCCCUUGGAGGCGUGUCACCGCGAAGCCACCACGGCCCUCUGCUGGGUGCACUCCAAGCUCAAUACGGAGUUCUAUUCGGGUUCACUGGACGGGUCCGUCAAGUACUGGGACACCCGGGAUCUGCUGAUGCCGGUGAACGAGGUCCUGGCCGAACCGCUUCCCCAGCAGGUUCAGAACCGUCAGGAUGCCCAUGGCGUGACGGUCCUGGAAUUCGAGUACACCAUCCCGGUGCGCUACAUCUUCGGCACCGACAUGGGCUGUGUGUUCGUCGGGAAUCGCAAGGGUCUCACUCCGCAGGAGACCAUCGUGGGGGUCUAUCAACUGUUCGCCGGCCCCAUCCGCUGUGUGAUGCGCAAUCCGUUCUUCGUGAAGAACUUCCUCUUGGUGGGAGAUUGGCGGGUGCGCAUCUGGUCGGAGGAGGUGAAGAACUGCCCCAGCACCUUCUACUUCCGCCGGCCCAACCAGGUGAUCAGCGGUGCCUGGAGCACCGGCCGCUGCUCGCUGUUCUGCAUCGGCGACGACAAGUGCAACCUGGAGUUCUGGGACCUCCUCAUGUCCCACACUCGUCCCAUCAUGACCAUCAAAAUGAAGCACGUCGUCACCCACUUGGUCUUCAAGCCGGAUGGAUCUAUGCUCGCGGUGAGCAUGGCCAACGGGGAUUGCGUGAUGCUCCGCUUGGAGGAGGGCAUGCGAAGUGCCACCGUGAAGGAGAAGUCCCUCAUGAUGGCGAUGUUUGAGCGGGAGAUAUCGCGCUGCAAGCUUUUGGAGGCCCGCGAGGAGGAGAUGAAGCUGAAGAAGCGCCUGACCACCAUUUUCGAGGAGGAGGAACGCAAGUCCAAGGAGAAGCUGGAGGCCAAGAAGAAGAAGGCCCAGGCCAGGAAGGACCAGGAGCCAAAGCCGGAGGACGAGGCCACCAUUUUCCUCAGGAUGAUCGAGAGCGAUUCGGAAUUCAGCAAGGCUAUUUUGGACUUCAACGAAUGCAUCGAAAGCGUGGCCGCCAAGCGAUCCAAGCGGGUCUUCAACAUGGAACACACUGUCUUCGAAACCAAUCCACCACAAUUUACGGCCUAACGAGGGUAUAUUCUUCUCUAACCCAUUGUACCUUGGCUUGCAUUUUCGUAACACAUUAUGUAAUGUUAGUACAAGCUAUUUAAUAAAAGCAUUAUGAAGAACAUUA
This is a messenger RNA of Drosophila biarmipes, 2230 nucleotides long. Its product is annotated as dynein intermediate chain 3, ciliary. Lineage: Eukaryota; Metazoa; Arthropoda; Insecta; Diptera; Drosophilidae. The record is from RefSeq and is a predicted model, not a curated record. Gene Ontology annotation, cellular component: outer dynein arm. Gene Ontology annotation, molecular function: dynein heavy chain binding; dynein light chain binding. The coding region runs from base 235 to 2124 and encodes 629 amino acids. Gene Ontology annotation, biological process: cilium movement; outer dynein arm assembly. The transcript is spliced from 2 exons.